Messenger RNA from Orycteropus afer afer, 1965 nucleotides. The record is from RefSeq and is a predicted model, not a curated record. Lineage: Eukaryota; Metazoa; Chordata; Mammalia; Tubulidentata; Orycteropodidae.
GCCUGGCGGCGGCGGCAGCAACAGCAACGGCGGCAGCCCCGCGGAAUGGAGCGGCGCCGGGGCUGAGCCGGGCGCGCACGGGCCGCCGCAUGUGCCGAGCGGGGAGCAGCUGCCGAGCGGGCAGAGAGCGAGCGCUAGAGGCCCCGUCGGAGCGGCCACCGGAGCUGCGCCGGAGAUGGGAGAACAGCCCAUCUUCACCACCAGAGCGCACGUUUUCCAGAUUGAUCCUAGCACCAAGAAGAACUGGAUGCCUGCGAGCAAGCAGGCUGUCACUGUCUCCUACUUCUAUGAUGUCACGAGGAAUAGCUAUCGGAUUAUCAGUGUGGAUGGAGCCAAGGUGAUCAUAAACAGCACAAUCACCCCAAAUAUGACUUUCACCAAAACGUCACAGAAGUUUGGGCAAUGGGCAGACAGCAGAGCCAAUACAGUGUUUGGUUUGGGAUUUUCUUCAGAGCAGCAGCUGACAAAGUUUGCAGAGAAAUUUCAGGAAGUGAAAGAAGCUGCAAGACUAGCCAGAGACAGGUCCCAGGAGAAAAUCGAAACCUCAAGUAAUCUUUCCCAAGAAUCUGGGUGUGAAACCGCAUCUUCUACUCAGGCAUCCAGUGUCAAUGGGACAGAUGAUGAAAAGGCCUCCCACACGGGUCCUGCUGACACCCACCUGAAAUCUGAGAAUGACAAGCUGAAGAUCGCUUUGACGCAAAGUGCUGCCAAUGUGAAGAAAUGGGAAAUUGAGCUGCAGACCCUGCGGGAGAGCAACGCCCGGCUGACCACAGCACUGCAGGAGUCGGCAGCCAGUGUGGAGCAGUGGAAGAAGCAGUUCUCUAUCUGCCGCGACGAGAAUGACCGGCUCCGGAACAAGAUUGAUGAACUGGAAGAACAGUGCAGUGAGAUCAACAGAGAGAAGGAGAAAAAUACCCAGUUGAAGCACAGGAUUGAGGAGCUGGAGUCUGAACUCCGAGAGAAGGAGACGGAGUUGAAAGAUCUCCGAAAACAAAGUGAAAUCAUACCUCAGCUCAUGUCAGAGUGUGAAUAUGUCUCAGAGAAAUUAGAGGCGGCAGAGAGAGACAAUCAAAACCUGGAAGACAAAGUACAGUCUCUAAAGACAGACAUUGAGGAGAGUAAAUACCGACAGCGCCAUCUGAAGGUGGAGUUGAAGAACUUCCUGGAGGUACUAGAUGGGAAGAUCGACGACCUCCAUGACUUCCGCCGAGGUCUUUCCAAGCUGGGCACGGACAACUAGGGCUGGGCCGAGGCCCAGGCCACGCACAGUAGUCCCACGUGUAUGUGUAUGAGACAAAUAGGAUUAGGACGUUCACCUGUUUGCGUUGUUUCUGUAAAUGCAGGCACGGUUUGUCGUGUUUCCAAACCAGUUGUACCGUGCACUCAGCUCCUCUUCAGAUUAGAUAUCUCCUCUUGCUUCUCUGGCCUUGUGAGGUUGUGGACAACUGGAAGAUUCUGACUCAGGAAUCCAGACUAGAUCUACCUAGUUUAUGCAGUCAGUGCAGGGAUAUUUAUAUCUUUUCUUAAGGGCUGUUGCAACCAUAUGAACUGGGGAAGGGGAAAAAAAGUAUUUUCUAAUCCACAUAUGACUAUCCUUUACACCAUGCUAUUUCACUCCUUUUAUUGACUGGCAUUCAGAGUAUUUGAAUGUCCACAAGGCCCCAAUCUGUAGGGGCAUGAAGGUAAUAGUUCCCUCUCAGUAAACAUUGAGAUGCUUUCAAAUAUCACUCAGUACAGACUUGUCAAGGGAAAGAGAGCAAGUUUUUGGUGGGUGCAUUUGCUUACACGAAAGCUGCUUGCAUCCACUGAUACCCCUCCCGCCCAGUUUGUAUGGUUGCGACUGUGUACCUUUUCUUGGCUUUUACUUCUGAACGGAUGGCUGUGCUAUGGGAACAGCAUGCAGGGAGGGUGCCUAGCACAGUGUCUGGCACAAGUAGGUGCUUAAUAAAUAUUUGUUCAAUUAAA